AUGGAGCACGUCCCAGCACGUCAGACGAUUGACAAUGACAUCAACGCGUACCAGAUCGUGAAAAUGGCAGGAACGGCGAGAUUGGCAACUUCACCUACAAAUGGAGAGACUGGGGGAGGCGGCCGAAAAAGGCCUGCCCAAACAGGCGAGGACGACGACGAAGGCGGGGACCGCCCCCUGACCCUCAACACCCUCCUUGCCGCCUUAAAGGAGAACCGUGAAGAGAUCGUUGCACAAGUCCGAGAAGACAUGGACAGCCUUGCAAACCGAGUGACGACAGUCGAGCAACAGGUCGACACCCAUGUCGGCAACACCACCAAGCUGCUGGAAGCAAUGACGGACAGGCACUGCGCCAUGGAACACAGCGUGCGACAAGUCGAUAGCAGGCAGGGGGAAAUCUUGCAACGGCUCGACCUCCUCGAGGGCAAGUUUGCCAAAGCGAAUUUUUCCCUUUCCAGCACAAGGACUUCGGACAGUGACGGGGGGAAUCCCCGACCAGCACUUGUAGUCGGGGGAUGGAGCGCAGACCAGCACCAUGAGGAGACGCUGCAGCUUGUAAAACAACACCUCCAGGAGCUGGAGGUAAAGCUCGACUUGGACAAAGCCUUUGUCCCUGGUCUCCGUCGAGGUUUUGCCCUCAUUCCCCUCACCAAGAUGGAGGGGGAGACCGACGAGGACCAACGGGCCCGUGUUCAGGACAUUCUCCGCACAGUACGAGCAGCAAAAAUUAUUACAGGCCAGCGACCUGAAGGGGGGAACCGCUACUUCUUCGCUGCCCUCAGCCAGAGUCCUGAGAGACGAAAGCGAGCACAACUCGCGGGGAAAGUCAAACGACUUAUCAUCGAAGAAGGCGGCGACGUGAGGAAGAUAGACGUUGAGUAUGGGACAGCCAACCUUUGGUACAACAGUGUGAAGAUCUCUUCGGGGGUCACCUCGGCACCGGAUGGAGCGACUACAGAAAAGGCCGGCUGGGUGCACUUGGGCACCCUCGCCCGCCAGAUUGGCAUCGCUGAGGAGACCGCCUCUGCGCGAUGGGACGAGCUCCGAAAGGCCCUCAAUUGA
Messenger RNA from Symbiodinium sp. CCMP2592, 1062 nucleotides. Lineage: Eukaryota; Dinophyceae; Suessiales; Symbiodiniaceae. The record is from the annotation of a GenBank genome assembly.